Populus trichocarpa (black cottonwood) is the source of this 4004-nucleotide messenger RNA. RefSeq lists its product as uncharacterized. The transcript is spliced from 21 exons. Gene Ontology annotation, biological process: protein phosphorylation; protein dephosphorylation. Gene Ontology annotation, molecular function: protein serine/threonine phosphatase activity; protein kinase activity; ATP binding. Gene Ontology annotation, cellular component: cytosol; nucleus. The record is from RefSeq and is a predicted model, not a curated record. Lineage: Eukaryota; Viridiplantae; Streptophyta; Magnoliopsida; Malpighiales; Salicaceae. Bases 56 to 3478 code for a protein of 1140 amino acids.
UAUACGAGCAGCCUUGGCGGCAAAAUCUUAAAGCUAUUAACGAUUAUUAAUUAGCAUGCGAAUCAGUCCUUUUCCUCUUCUCCUUUCUCUACUCUCCUUUUCAUCUCAAAAACCUAAAACUCGAUGCCACCGCACAAUGAAUCCGGUGUUCAAUUGGAAGCUAUCAGUUUUAGGGUUUAUCAUUUUUACCAUAUACACAACAUCACGCUGCGUCGGAGAAUCGUCGACUUGUUUAACGGUGUACAAAGAAGGCGGUGCAGCAGCAGUGUUUCAAUCCCCAAAAUGCCCUCGCUGGAACCUUCCGAAUUAUGAUUCUCGACCACGGUCCACCGCCACAGCCCCCAGUAGCCUUUGCCAAUCAGCCAUGCUUCAAGGCCGAAGAAAGUCUCAGGAGGAUCGCACUCUCUGUGCUCUCGACUUUCGCAUUCCAUUUCCUGGUAAGGUAGGGGUUAAGGAGGUUGUGGUUGGAAUUGUGGCAGUUUUUGAUGGCCAUAAUGGUGCAGAGGCUAGUGAGAUGGCUUCAAAGCUUUUAUUGGAGUAUUUUGCUUUGCAUACUUAUUUUCUUUUAGAUGCAACAUAUUCUUUUGUUUUCAAGAAAUCGAAUGGAAGGUUGCCGAAUGAGGGAGAAAAAGAUGUAGUUUUUCAAGUGCUAAAUUGGGGAGAGGAAUCUGGUCAGCGGAAAUUGAACUUUGAAAGGUUUAAAUUUUCUCUGCCAACAAAUUUUGAUGAUUCUUUUCAUUUGGAUAUCUUGAAGGAAGCAUUAUUGAGGGCAAUUCAUGAUAUUGAUGCAACAUUUUCUAAGGAAGCAUCCAAAAAUAAUCUUGAUUCUGGUUCUACGGCCACUGUUGCAUUGAUGGCAGAUGGUCAAAUUUUAGCUGCCAACAUUGGAGAUUCAAAGGCUCUUCUGUGCUCUGAAAAGUUUCAGUCUCCUGCAGAGGCAAAAGCCACUUUAUUAAGGAUAUACAGGGAGCAGAGACGUGAUGGGGCAGUUUCACCUGCCAGGUAUUAUGGCAACAUCAAAUCAACAUCAUCCAAUGGACCUACACAUUUGAUUGUCCAGCAAUUAACUAGAGAUCAUCAUCCAGAUAGAGAUGAUGAAAGGUUUCGAGUGGAAAAUGCUGGUGGAUAUGUACUUGAGUGGGGUGGGGUGCCUCGAGUAAAUGGUCAAUUGGCUGUUUCCCGAGCUAUUGGCGAUUUGCAUCUAAAAGGCUAUGGAGUUAUAUCUGCACCAGAAGUGACAGAUUGGCAGCCUCUAACCACAAAUGAUAGCUAUCUGGUGGUUGCAUCUGAUGGUAUAUUUGAAAAGUUGGGUUUGCAGGAUACUUGUGAUCUACUGUGGGAAGUACAUAGUCAUGGUACUGAGAGGCCUGGACUCUCUUCUUCAUGCUCAUACUCAUUAGCUGAAUGCUUAGUAAAUACUGCUGUUGAAAAGGGCAGCAUGGACAAUGCGGCAGCUGUUGUGGUUCCAUUAGGAUCCAUUGGAAUUUCACAAAAAAUAUCGAGGGACAGUUGUGAUGGAGAGGGGGAUAUACAUUGCUCAACAAUAGGACACAGAAACUUCAUGGAUGAACAAUCAGCUAAUGAAGGGUCUUCUGAUCUUGUGCAAUUGGACCAUGGACAUUCAGUUACCACCAAGUUUGAAAAGUUACUGAUCAAGGGAAAGCAGAGGAAUUUUGGCUGUUAUUACUUGUCUGAGAACCUUAAUGAUAAUCUGGAGAUGUUAGGGGCUCAAAAAAAUGACGGGAUAGAUUAUAUGUAUGAUCUACCUCAGGCUCUACCAGAGGCCUUCAAUCACCGCUAUGGUGGACCUGUGAAUUUAUAUAAUGACCAGAAUAUGUGCUUGCAUUUUGGAAUGACUAUUGAUGGAGUUACAGACCAAUGCAUUCAUCCUGAAGGCUUUGCUAGUUUCCUUGGCUUGCUUGAAUCUAUUCCUUUUCAUGAUGUUGGUUCAAAUUAUGGAUCAACUGAGCAUGCAAUGCCUGACUUAAGGUAUGUGCUAAAGAAAAGGUUUGGUCGUGGAUCGUAUGGUGAAGUAUGGCUGGCUUUUUAUUGGAAUUGUCAUCAAGAUCAUAAUGCUUCAAGUUGGAGUAAAAGGAAUGGACAUUCCUCGUUUGAUGCUAGUUUAAAUUCAACUAAAAGAAAUUCCAGUUGUGGCAGUGCUAAUGAUUUUAGUUCUGGUUCUCCUGAUGGUGACUUGUUCAUUUUGAAACGAAUCAUGGUGGAGAGAGGAGCUGCUGUUUACUUAAGUGGUCUGCGGGAAAAAUAUUUUGGUGACGUAUUCUUAAAUGCAUCCAGGUGUCUUGGAGACUUACAGUCAGAUGGGAUCAAAACCUCUUUAUUUGAAGAAAUGCGAUCAGAUUAUGACCUGCUAGAAACUAAUGAAUCAGUGUAUGGAUUAGGAAGCGGAUGGAGUUUUGAAAAUAUGUUCCCGAACAAAUUUAGAACCAUGAGAGCUACCUUUGAAGAAGGUUUGAGUCAUAUAGCAAGAUAUGUAGAAUCUUUUGAAUCUCGAUCUAAUGAGAUCUGGCUUGUAUUUCAUCAUGAAGGCGUGUCUUUGUCAAAGCUUAUUUAUACUGUGGAAGAGGCAGAAAAUGUCUCUGACAGAGAAAAGGUUGAAGAAGUAAAACGGAUUGAGGUAUUGCAGCCAUCAAAAUGGUGGCAUUGGUUGAAGACAACAAAAGCAGGGAAAGAGGAAAUGCGCAACCUUUUAUGGCAAUUGUUGAUAGCACUCAAGUCCUGUCAUGACCGCAACAUCACCCACAGAGAUAUCAAACCUGUUGCUCAAGAUGCUUCAUGUUUCUCAUUGGUAGAGAACAUGGUGGUAUGCUUAGAAGAUCAGCACACUGGGAGAUGCUUGAAAGGAGGUCCAAGUGGAGAUAAGAACUAUACCGUUAAAAUGCGGAUUAUUGAUUUUGGUAGUGCAAUGGAUGAAUUCACUCUGAAGCAUCUGUAUGGGUCAACCGGACCUUCUAGGGCUGAACAAACUUCUGAGUAUUCUCCUCCAGAAGCUUUUCUUAAUGCUAGUUGGUAUCAUGGGCCAGCAAGCACAAAUUUAAAGUAUGAUAUGUGGAGUGUUGGUGUCGUGAUGCUAGAGUUGAUAUUAGGAACACCAAAUGUUUUUCAGAUUAGUGCUCGCACUCAAGCUCUUUUAGAUCCACAUAUUGUUGGUUGGAACGAAGACUUGAAGGAACUCGCGUACAAACUCAGGGCAUUCAUGGAAUUAUGUAUCUUAAUCCCAGGGAGUUCCUCAAAGCAUCAUCGCUCAACGGGUCGGGUUGGAGAUUCACCAGCUUCCUGGAAAUGCUCUGAAGAGUUCUUCUCCAAUCAAAUAAAGAAUAGGGAUCCUCUGAAAAUAGGGUUUCCUAAUGUUUGGGCUUUGCGAUUGGUGCGCCAACUGUUACUUUGGGAUCCAGAGGAUCGAUUAAGUGUUGAUGAUGCUUUGCAGCAUCCUUAUUUCCAACCUCCUCCCAAGAGAUGAGUUGAUAGGAACUUUGCAAGUGCUAAGUGCUUAGUUUUUGGGUUCUGGGUCCUCCGGAAGCUGCAGGUCUCCUCGUAACCUUAUCAUCACCUAAAGGGAGAUUUGCAGGAUUGGGAAGGGAAGGCGUUGCAUGGGCCGGUGGUUCCUCAUUGCUUGUAGAUUGAAAUGCUGAACCAAAGCACAAAAAUCUCUAACUUGUCAAGCACCUUGCAGCGGAUGCUGCUUAAUGCCAACUUUGGAUGAAAUCACUUCAUUGAUAACCACCUCUUUCAGCAUCCAAUCGGUCUCUACUGCUGUACAUGUUCCAUAAACUGUAUCAUAACCUAAUACAGGCGCAUUUAGAUCCAAAAUGAUUGUAUGUGGUUAAUCUCGACGAUUAGUACCAAUUCCAUGUUUAAUCAUUCUUGUGAGUAGAAGCUACUCUAUGGGGAAUGUGUAUCUAACAUCCCUCAAUACAUAUAUCUGAAUUUUGACGGCCUUUUCCUUAGGAAAUCGUUAAUGUAUUGUAUUGCCAAGUUUCUGCCAA